Pygocentrus nattereri (red-bellied piranha) is the source of this 788-nucleotide messenger RNA. It is a transcript of the gene sst1.1, whose product is annotated as somatostatin 1, tandem duplicate 1. NCBI's taxonomy places the organism in Eukaryota, Metazoa, Chordata, Actinopteri, Characiformes, Serrasalmidae. Gene Ontology annotation, molecular function: hormone activity. Bases 116 to 460 code for a protein of 114 amino acids. Gene Ontology annotation, biological process: regulation of cell migration. The record is from RefSeq and is a predicted model, not a curated record. Gene Ontology annotation, cellular component: extracellular region. The transcript is spliced from 2 exons.
UGGGCUUCGGAGGUGGGGGGAGAUCAGCUGCGACGGAGAGACAGACGAAGAGGAAGCCGCCGCAAAACCCUCACGACUCUUCAAGCCAUUUCCCGCCAAAUCCACCGCUGGAAAGAUGCUCUCCACGCGUGUCCAGUGCGCUCUCGCGCUCCUCUCCCUCGCACUCGCCCUCAGCAGCGUGUCCGGCGCGCCGUCCGACGCCAAACUGCGGCAGUUUCUUCAGAGGUCGCUCAUCGGCCCGUCCGGAAAACAGGAGCUCGCCAGAUACACGCUCGCAGAGUUGCUCUCAGAGCUGGCGCAGGCGGAGAACGAGGCGCUGGAAGCGGAGGACAUGCCCCGCGGAGCUGAGCAGGAGGACGUGCGCAUGGAGCUGGAGCGCGCCGCCGGUCCCGUGCUCGCGCCCCGCGAGCGCAAAGCGGGAUGCAAGAAUUUCUUCUGGAAAACUUUCACGUCCUGCUAAUCGUUCGUCACCAAACUAUCGCCGAGGCCUAUUUUUUCCACAGUUUUUUCUCUCCUUUUCUCUCCUUUUGGUUCCCACGCAUUCACGACCACAUCAUGAUGUUCAUCAUUAAUGUCUCCAAAAAGUUGUAAAUAAGAAAAUAAAAGUUGUUAACUUUGGUCUUUUGACGACAGUGACGACAGUUUAAAUUGUCAUUGAUCAUUUGACGUUUUGCGGAGAGACUCGAAAGGAUGCUUUACGAAUGUAUGGAAAUUCUGCUACUGGUUGUGCUUUAGGCAGAAAAAAAUAUUUUUAAUUGUUUGUUUGAAUAAAUAUCUAUGUUUCAGAC